AUGGAAGCAUCAAUUUCCUAUCACGAACCAACAAUAACUAUCAUAGCCAUCCUCUCAGGUUUUUUAAUUCUUCUGAACCUUAUCAACUAUAGUCUUGACAAGAUCGCGUACUGCGGUCUAAUUGGCCAGGUCGCGUUAGGAAUAGCUUGGGGUACACCAGGCGCAAAAUGGCUAUCUCGUGAGGUUGAAGAUGCUGUGAUGCAAUUGGGAUAUCUUGGGCUUAUUCUUAUCGUAUUUGAAGGUGGUUUGUCGACUUCUUUCAAAUCCCUCAAGGCCAACUUGGGCCUCUCCUUCGCCGUCGCCGUCACUGGGAUCUUUUUUCCAAUCGGUCUAUCUUUUGCCGUCAUGUCUAUGCUCAGCGCAACGCCAUUGCAGGCAUUCACUGCUGGCGCUGCGCUCUGUUCUACCAGUCUCGGUACCACGUUCAGCAUCUUGGGCACAAGUGGUCUUUCAGCAACUCGUCUUGGUGUUGUAUUGACGAGCGCUGCUAUGAUAGAUGAUGUCAUCGGUCUUAUUAUGGUCCAAGUUAUCUCAAACCUCGGCGGAGAUUCGUUUGAUGUUAUCACCAUCAUCAGGCCUAUUAUAGUAUCUCUCGCCUUUGCAACAAUCGUUCCGAUUCUCUGUAGGUUUAUAGUUGUGCCGGUCACUCUCCGUCUCAACUCUUACAGAAGAGUCAACCCUUCUUCCAAGGUUUCUAAAAUCCUUAGUGUGAGGCAGACUGCUUUUACUAUUCAUACAGUAUACCUCCUCAGCAUCGUCAUCGGUGCAACUUUUGCUGGCACUUCGAGUCUGUUAGCCGCUUAUAUUGCCGGUGCAACUAUUAGCUGGUGGGACUCUGAUGUUCCACAUGUCCAGACUCAGCACGAGAGCGUGAGCGAAACUUCAAAUGCACAACAAACUACAAAUGUCGAAAACUCGACUAUGGGGAACACGACUCCUGUUCCUACUGAGCAAAGAGCUUUGCCCCUAGGGAUGGAAGCCGGUUCAGGUGCCGAGAUCUAUCAUCGCUACUUCGAACCCGUCGUGGAUUGUAUUCUGAAGCCUUUCUUCUUCGCAUCAAUUGGUUUCUCAGUUCCCAUCACAAAGUUGUUUUCAGGUCCCAUUGUUUGGCGCGGGAUCAUCUACACAGUCCUUAUGGCGAUCGCGAAGUUGGUUUGUGGCCUUUGGCUGGUCUCCUUCAGCAACCCAUUCCAGGUUCUUAUGCAGCUUAUCCAAAAGCACACGCCUAAAUUCAAGCAGUCCCCGAAGGGUUUGGUACCUGGCGCUCAAUGCACAGACAACUCUUUUCCUGCAACAUCUCAAAAUAGGGACAGCGCAGCUCAACGACCAGAAGAGCGUGAUGUAGUCCCUCUAGAGCCACUGCCUAACUCGAAUACAACUCAGAUCGCUGCCCAAGUGCGCAACUCAAUACCAGAGCCUGAAAAGUCUCUAUCUCUGUAUCCAACGUGUAUCGUUGGCAUUGAUGACUGGUCGAGUGAUGAUGUGAGCGAAGCUCAGAUUUCGACUGUUACAACGUCCGAUAGUGACGUGUCUCAGCCCGCAGCGUCAGCCCCGAGAAGCCGACUAAGACCUGCCGGGAGUGCCCUUGCAUUUGUGCCAUUUGAUGACUGGGAGCCAAACCGGUCCUACGAAGGCGAACCGACGAUACGCUACAAUGUCGAAUGGAAACUGUCUGCGAAGAAUAGGUGCCAGGCUGGCGAAACAGAGCUAGACAUUGUAAUAUCGCCGCGCAAGUUCUGGAAAUACGUCCUUCAGUCGAAGCUGACGGAGGCGAGUGCUGACAAGCCGUGGAAAGAGGACAAAACAAAGCUCGUUCUAUCCGUUACCGAUCGUAAAACAGGUAAAAUCACGAAAGAAUAUCCAAAAUUGGACGUUAAAUGGUCGUUCAUUGCGCAACGACUUCGUGAUUGGAGUCCAUUUCUGAACGAUGGCAAGAAGAUCACCAUCAUGCUGACAUUCUAUUACCAAGCUCUUGAUCCAGGCAAAGCUGGUAGAGGGGGUGCCACGGCCAAUCAGCUGGCGGAUCUGGAAGCUAGGACAGCUGGCGUAGGUCGAAGGAAGCCGCUGAGCCAUGACGAUGUUCCCGACGAGUUCCGUCGCUUGGUUAGAGAGGACGAGCGGCAAUGGGAAGAGAGGGAACAGAAAGAGCGUGAGAGAACACAAGGCCGUAAGAGACGACGACAAGGCUCGGAUGGAUCACCGGCUGGUUCGACAGUGGUCCAUUGUCAUCAAGGCUCAAGUGACGAUCCACCAACUCCCAAAAUGAUCUUCCCAACCUCUCCCCUUCUAAGAUCUGACCUACCUCGAGAAGAAGGAGUCAGGGCGUACAGUGUCUGGCAGCGGUCUCAGGUGAGCACCGAGGAACAGAAGAACCAUUAUACAUCCGCUGAGGAGUUAACGUUAAUGCAUUGCCUCGACCUUGGUAUCCUUGCCAGUAAUCCAGAGAGGAUGUUCAAAUUCUACACCAAGAAUGCCAUACCGGAAGGCGUGGCAUGGCAUUUCGUUUGUGAUGUUAGGUACUAA
Molecule: messenger RNA, 2523 nt
Organism: Fusarium poae
Lineage: Eukaryota; Fungi; Ascomycota; Sordariomycetes; Hypocreales; Nectriaceae
Exons: 5
Coding region: 1-2523 (840 amino acids)
Biological process (GO): proton transmembrane transport
Cellular component (GO): membrane
Molecular function (GO): antiporter activity
Source: RefSeq, a predicted model, not a curated record